AUGCUGCAUUUAUCGGAAUACGAAGAGGACGUUAAAACUGACGAAGUGGAAGAUGAUUAUUUGAGAUUUGCUAGUUGCUUUAAAAACGUAUCGACAGACGAGAAGAAAUGUGCAUCACAAUAUCGAAGAAUGCUGCAUUUAUCGGAAUACGAAGAGGACGUUAAAACUGACGAAGUGGAAGAUGGUUUGAAGGAAACCUGCUGCGCAUUUACUGAAUUCGUUGGCUGCAAAUACGUUCAUACUUUGAGGGAUUGUGGUGAAGAAGCGAGCCAUUUCUUGAAACGUCAUUUGGACAGAAUGUCGGGAUCGUUGAUACAUCAGCAUUGCUCCGUUUAUACGUAUCCUUCGGAUACUUGCAAUUCUGGAAGUCUAAGAGCAAUGGCGGAUUGUUUAUGGUUGUUACUUGCAUUAUUGUUAUCACUAUGUAAAUGAAAAAAAAAAAAAUGCUUCAGUUUGCAAGCAUUUUAUAAAAUUCUUUUUCAAUCGACACGGAUAUAUAAUAAUUGUAGUUAAUUGU
Centruroides sculpturatus (bark scorpion) is the source of this 517-nucleotide messenger RNA. RefSeq lists its product as uncharacterized. The record is from RefSeq and is a predicted model, not a curated record. NCBI's taxonomy places the organism in Eukaryota, Metazoa, Arthropoda, Arachnida, Scorpiones, Buthidae. The transcript has 3 exons. Bases 1 to 432 code for a protein of 143 amino acids.